AUGGGAUGGCGCGCGUAUGGAGUGGAACAGGGCUCUAGGCGGAGUGCAUUGGAUGUUGUGGCCAAGCAGCUCGAGGAGAUUGAGGCCGCUGGAACCUGGAAGACGGAGCGUGUCAUUACCUCCACACAGGCCGCUUCCAUUAACGUGGCCAACCGCUCAGAGCCCGUCCUCAACUUUUGUGCCAACAACUACCUUGGCCUGGCCAAUAACCCAGAGGUCAUUGCCGCUGGCAAGGCUGCCAUGGACACCCACGGCAACGGUCUGGCCUCGGUCCGCUUCAUCUGCGGCACACAGGACAUUCACAAGAACCUCGAGGGUCUCGUUGCUGAAUUCCAUGAAAUGGAGGAUACCAUCCUAUACGCCUCCUGCUUUGAUGCCAACGCGGCCAUCUUCGAGACCCUCUUGUCCCCAGAGGACGCCGUUUUCUCCGAUGAGCUCAACCAUGCAUCCAUCAUCGACGGCAUUCGCCUCUGCAAGGCACAAAAGGCCCGUUUCCGCCACCGUGACAUGGGCCAUCUGCGUGAGCAACUCCAGGAAAAGAAGGAUGCUCGCAUCAAGCUCAUUGUGACAGACGGUGUCUUUUCGAUGGACGGAAACAUUGCCCCCCUAUGUGAGAUUUGCGACCUGGCCGACGAGUUUGACGCCCUCGUCAUGAUUGAUGAAUGCCACGCAACCGGCUUCCUCGGCCAGCGCGGUCGCGGUACGGAUGAGCUACUGGGCGUCAAGGGUCGCGUAGACAUUAUCAACUCUACCAUGGGCAAGGCGCUGGGCGGUGCCAUGGGUGGCUACACGACCGGCCCCAAGGAAGUGGUUGCUCUGCUGCGCCAAAAGGCUCGCCCAUACCUCUUCAGCAACACCCUGCCACCGGCCGUGGUGGGCGCCACCACCAAGGUCUUUGAGCUCCUCAUGAGCAACUCGGAUCUGGUUGAAAAGGUGCAAGCCAACACCCAACGCUUCCGAAAGGGCAUGGAGGCGGCUGGAUUCGUGGUGGGCGGUGAUCCCGAGCACCCCAUCUGCCCCAUCAUGUUGGGGGAUGCGCGCCUUGCCUCGCAGUUUGCCGAUGAAAUGCUCAAGGAGAACAUUUACGUUAUUGGCUUUUCCUUCCCGGUGGUGCCCAAGGGCAAGGCCCGCAUUCGUACCCAGAUUUCUGCGGCCCACAGCGAAGCAGAUAUCGACCGGGCCAUCCAGGCGUUCCGGGCUGUCGCCGACCGGCUCAACUUUGACCCGGCCAACGUGAAGCUGGACUAA
Molecule: messenger RNA, 1248 nt
Organism: Monosiga brevicollis MX1
Lineage: Eukaryota; Choanoflagellata; Craspedida; Salpingoecidae
Exons: 9
Coding region: 1-1248 (415 amino acids)
Biological process (GO): biosynthetic process; L-threonine catabolic process
Molecular function (GO): pyridoxal phosphate binding; glycine C-acetyltransferase activity
Source: RefSeq, a predicted model, not a curated record